Molecule: messenger RNA, 543 nt
Organism: Drosophila eugracilis
Lineage: Eukaryota; Metazoa; Arthropoda; Insecta; Diptera; Drosophilidae
Product: homeobox protein 5-like
Exons: 1
Coding region: 1-543 (180 amino acids)
Source: RefSeq, a predicted model, not a curated record
AUGUUAGCCGAUUCCAAGAAAGAUUCUGAGAUAUCAUUUUCCCCUGUUCACAAUCGAUCGACUCGUCAGAUUCCCAUGUCACCAAUGCCCGGACCGAUGCCUAUGCCUGGUCCAGUUCCCAUGAAUGUACCAGGUCCUGGUCGUGGGUAUUAUCCCCAGUAUAUGGGACAACCUUACAUGGGACAAGGCAUGCCGAUGGCUACACCCAUUCAAGGUCCGAUGGGCAUGAUGCCAAUGAUGCAGCAGGGUGGACCCGGAAUGCCAAUGGGAGGUGGAGCUGUGGGUGGAACCAGCAUUAUUGUGGAACCUUUGGUAAUACUGCCAAUGGGCAUUGGUGGAGCAACUGGUACUGGAGCUAAUCCCAAUCAGUAUUACGGAGCAAAUGGUGCAUAUCCCACUUACAGCAACUACAAUCCCUACAAUGCGUACACCACAGAACGGCCUAACUAUGACUACAACAAUUAUAACAAUAAUAAUAAUAAUAACUAUAAUAAUUACAACAAUAAUACUGGCAAUAAUAAUUACAACGAUUACAACGGUUAA